CGUAUGCUGUGUUUAUGUUGAUUUUGAACGUCAAAAGGCGGAACGAGGAACUCCGAAAUGGAAAUUACCGCCAAAAAUACAUCCAAUUCUGAUCAUUCAUCCUUUUCUGGGAAUAUUCAAUCAGUCACAGGAAUUCUACCUCCUUCAGCUCUUGGAAAAACGAUGGUCCAUGAGCAUUUGUCCAUGAAUUUCGAUGUGGCUUUUGUGAAGCCUGUUGAAGCAGACCUACAAAAAUCCAUUAUGCCAUUCUCUAUGGAAACUUUGGGGUGGAUCCGAUAUAAUCCAUACAGCCAUCAACCAAAUCUCCAGCUAAAUGAUAUUGAGUGUGAAAAAGCCAUUAUAGAUGAAAUGAAGCAUUAUCAGUCAAUUGGCGGGAAUUCUAUUGUAGAAUGCACAACCCAUGGAAUUUCUCGGAAGGCUCAGUUCCUGUUUGAUUUGAGUAAACUCACAGGUGUCAACAUCAUUGCUGGAACUGGAUAUUAUGUAGCAGCAGCUCAAAAUUACAAGCUUUUUGAAAAGCCUGUUGAACAAUUAGCAGAAGUAAUGCGAAUAGAACAGCUAGAAGGAUGUAUGGAAGCCCGUGAAGUUCGAUGCGGAUUAAUCGGAGAAAUAGGCUGCUCGUACCCCCUUCAUAGUUUUGAAAAACGUGUUUUGGAAGCAGCUGCAGUAGUACAAACCGAGCUCAAGUGCCCAGUGUCCAUCCAUCCUGGAAGAGAUCCAGCAUCACCUGGCCAGAUUCUUCGUUGUUUUCUUGAAGCCGGAGGGAGAGCGAAUCAAGUGUCUCUGUGCCAUUUAGAUAGAACCCUCAUACGAGGCGACGACCUGUUCGAUUUUGCUACCAUGGGAUCAUACUUGGAGUUUGACCUAUUUGGUAUCGAAUGCUCACAUUAUCAACUGAACCGGCAAUUUGAUAUGCCAAGUGAUGCUCAGCGAAUACGUCGUCUGCAUCAGUUGAUUACUGAAGGCUAUGAGGAUAAAAUUUUGAUAUCUCAAGAUAUCCACACAAAACACCGAUUGGCUAAAUUUGGAGGCCACGGUUAUAGCCAUAUCUUGGAGAACAUUGUGCCUAAAAUGCGUGAAAGAGGCAUAGAAGAUGACGCAUUAGACAAGAUUUUAGUUAAGAAUCCUUCCCGGUGGCUAACUUACCUAUGAUGCGCUUUUAAUUUAACUUUUGUUAGUU
This is a messenger RNA of Daphnia carinata, 1180 nucleotides long. RefSeq names its product phosphotriesterase-related protein-like. The transcript is spliced from 5 exons. The coding region runs from base 58 to 1152 and encodes 364 amino acids. Gene Ontology annotation, biological process: catabolic process. Gene Ontology annotation, molecular function: zinc ion binding. The record is from RefSeq and is a predicted model, not a curated record. Lineage: Eukaryota; Metazoa; Arthropoda; Branchiopoda; Diplostraca; Daphniidae.